AUGGCGAUGUCAAAGCAGGACAUGGAGGAGGCGAACUCGAUGCAGAGAGGCAAAGUUCAUGGGCCGUUCGUGAUGGAGACAAUGGUAUGCCAGAAAACCCACAUGUUAACCUCAGAGGGGGUUUUCUUGGGCAGUGAUCCUUUUAAUUACGCAGUGCCACUUCUCUUGGUGCAAAUGGCCGUCAUCAUCCUCACCUCACGGCUUCUCUUCCGCCUCCUCAAGCCUUUGAAGCAAGGCAUGAUCUCUGCCCAAGUCUUGGCUGGUAUAAUCCUAGGACCGUCUCUUUUUGGCCAAAGCAAGACAUACAUGGACAUGUUCCUUCCCAUGAGCGGCAAAAUCACUUUACAAACGCUCUCAAACGUCGGUUUCUUCAUCCAUCUCUUCUUACUCGGGCUAAGAAUCGACGCUAGCAUUCUCCGGAAGGCUGGUUCCAAAGCCAUGCUUAUCGGUACAGCCUCUUAUGCCUUCCCCUUCUCCCUCGGUAACCUCACCGUCCUCUUCUUGAAAAACACUUACAAGCUCCCGCCGGACGUUGUUCACUGCAUCAGCACAAUGAUCUCCCUCAACGCAUUGACCUCAUUCCCCGUCACCACAACCGUCUUAGCUGAGCUCAACAUUCUUAACUCUGAUCUUGGACGGUUAGCCACAAACUGCUCCAUUGUCUGUGAGGCCUUUAGCUGGAUUGUCACACUCGUUUUCAGAAUUUUCUUGCGAGAGAGAACACUAGCUAGUGUUUGGUCUUUCAUUUGGAUCAGCAUUCUUGUGGUCGGGAUUUUCGUGAUCUGCAGACCAGUCAUCAUCUGGUUGACGGAAAGAAGAAGCAUUACGAUCGGUAAACAAGACGAGAUCCCAUUCUUCCCGAUCAUAAUGGUCUUGCUGAUGGUAAGCAUGUCCUCCGAAGUGCUCGGCGUCCACGCAGCGUUUGGAGCGUUCUGGCUCGGAGUAUCGCUCCCUGAUGGGCCUCCAUUAGGAACCGGGCUCACAUCCAAGCUUGAGAUGUUUGCGUCGAGCCUUAUGCUGCCUUGUUUCAUCGCCAUUAGUGGAUUGCAGACCAAUUUCUUCCUGAUCGGAAAGAGUCACGUGAAGAUCAUAGAGGCCGUAAUCCUUAUCACAUACGGCUGCAAGUUCGUAGGAACUGUAGCCGCUUCCGCUUAUUGCAACAUACAGUUCACUGACGCAAUUUCUUUAGCCUUCUUGAUGUGUUGCCAAGGAGUCAUCGAGAUCUAUACAUCCGUCAUGUGGAAAGACGAAAAGGUUCUUAACACAGAAUGCUUCAAUCUUCUUAUAAUGUCGAUUUUGCUUGUGACCGGUAUUUCGCGGUUCCUUGUCGUAUGCCUCUACGACCCAUCAAAACGCUACAGAAGCAAGAGCAAGAGAACAAUCCUCAACACGAGACAACGAAACCUUCAGUUCCGUCUUCUCCUCUGCGUAUACAACGUCGAAAACGUGCCUUCCAUGGUUAAUCUUCUUGAAGCUUCUUACCCGACACGAUUCAGCCCGAUCUCUGUCUUCACGCUGCAUCUCGUUGAGCUCAAAGGCCGAGCGCACGCGGUGCUCAUGCCGCAUCAUCAGAUGAACAAACUCGAUCCCAACACGGUCCAAUCCACGUACAUUGCCAACGGUUUCCAACGGUUUGAACAGCUGAACCAAGGAACUCUAAUGGCUCAGCAUUUCACAGCUGCAGCUCCAUUCUCAAGUAUCAAUGACGACAUUUGCACACUCGCCCUCGACAAGAAAGCGGCGCUCAUCGUCAUCCCAUUCCACAAACAGUACGCGAUAGACGGGAACGUUGACCAUGUGAACCCGGCGAUCCGUGCCAUAAACAUGAACGUGCUGGAAAAGGCACCUUGUUCGGUCGGGAUAUUCAUCGACCGAGGAGAAACAGAAGGCCGCCGCUCGGUCCUCAUGAGCCACACAUGGCGGAACGUGGCUGUGAUCUUCAUAGAAGGCCGAGACGAUGCGGAAGCACUCGCGUUCUGUAUGAGAAUCGCCGAACACCCGGAAGUGAGCGUCACGAUGAUCCAUUUCCGGCACAAGAGCUCCCUCCAACAAAACCACGGAGUAGAAGAGGAAUCCGGAUUCUCGGAAACUCACCUUAUAAACGAUUUCAAGAACUUCUCGAUGAACAAACCCAAAGUUCGUUACAGAGAAGAGAUAGUGAGAGAUGGCGUGGAAACCACGCAAGUGAUUAGUUCACUUGGAGAUACAUACGAUAUGGUUGUAGUGGGUCGUGACCAUGACCUCGACUCGUCGGUAUUGUACGGGCUAACGGACUGGAGCGAGUGUCCUGAGUUAGGUGUGAUCGGAGACAUGUUUGCGUCGACGGAUUUUCAUUUCUCAGUACUAGUGAUUCAUCAGCAAGAAGGAGAGUCUCUAGCGAUGGAUAAUAGCUAUAAAUUGCCAAAUUCACCUUCAAGGGGAAGUGAUCAAAGAGUGCACCCACGUUUCUCUGUUGAAGAAGGGUUUACUGCGAUUAAUCUUCACAACAACCGUUAA
This is a messenger RNA of Arabis nemorensis, 2496 nucleotides long. Lineage: Eukaryota; Viridiplantae; Streptophyta; Magnoliopsida; Brassicales; Brassicaceae. The record is from the annotation of a GenBank genome assembly.